AUGUCUAAAGUAGAAAUUAAGCAUUUAACCAAGAUUUUUGGUAAGCGCCCUAAAGCGGCACUCAAAAUGGUUAAGCAAAACAAAAGCAAAAAUGAAAUUGUCGAAAAGACAGGGAGUACAGUUGGUGUCUACGACAUUAACAUGUCAAUUGAAGAGGGCGAAAUAUUUGUCAUCAUGGGGCUUUCUGGAUCAGGAAAGUCAACGUUGAUUCGCUUGUUAAACCGGUUAAUUGAACCGACAGAUGGGCAAUUGUUUAUUGACGGUCAAGAAAUUACGAAUUUGACUAAAAAACAAAUGUUAUCAAUUCGUCGCAAAAAGAUGAGCAUGGUUUUCCAAAACUUUGGUUUAUUUCCACACCGUACCUUACUUGAAAACACAGAGUUUGGGCUAGAAAUUCAAGGUGUGCCAAAAGCGCAGCGUCGUCAGCGCGCAGAACAGGCUUUGGAUAAUGCGCAACUAUUAUCAUUUAAGGAUCAGUAUCCUAAUCAGCUAUCUGGUGGUAUGCAACAACGUGUUGGAUUAGCUCGUGCACUGACCAAUGAUCCUGACAUUUUGUUGAUGGAUGAGGCUUUCUCGGCGUUAGAUCCGCUAGUACGUGGUCAAAUGCAGGACGAAUUAUUAGAUUUGCAGGCUAAUGUUCAAAAAACAAUUAUUUUUAUCACGCACGAUUUGAAUGAGGCGUUGCGUAUUGGUGACCAUAUUGCCAUCAUGAAAGAUGGUCAGUUGCAACAGGUCGGCACUGGAGAAGAAAUUUUGACUAAUCCUGCAAAUGAUUAUGUCAAAACGUUCGUUGGUGAUGUUGAUCGCACAAAGGUUUUGACGGCUGAUAGCAUUAUGAUUCCGGCAUUAACUUCUAAUAUCUCAGUUGAUGGACCCACAGUUGCCCUACGCAAAAUGUCUGCUGAAGAAGUCUCUGGUGUUGUGGCGGUUAACCGUCAUCGCCAAUUUAUUGGUUAUUUGUCAUCUGAAGCGGCGGUUUCAGCUCGACGUGACAAAUUGCCACUGGCUGAUGUUGUUGUUGAAAUGCCAACUGUAAAACCUGAUACAUUGAUAUCUGAUAUCAUGCCGAUUAUUUAUGAUGCACAAACACCAGUAGCUGUUAUUGAUGAUGAUAACCGUUUGAGAGGGGUUAUCAUUCGAGGUGCUGUGCUUAAAGCGUUAGCAGAUACGGAAGGAGACGGUGAUGACAACGCAUAA
Messenger RNA from Teleopsis dalmanni, 1197 nucleotides. Its product is annotated as glycine betaine transport ATP-binding protein OpuAA-like. Gene Ontology annotation, biological process: glycine betaine transport. Bases 1 to 1197 code for a protein of 398 amino acids. The transcript has a single exon. Gene Ontology annotation, molecular function: ATP hydrolysis activity; ATP binding. Lineage: Eukaryota; Metazoa; Arthropoda; Insecta; Diptera; Diopsidae. Gene Ontology annotation, cellular component: membrane. The record is from RefSeq and is a predicted model, not a curated record.